AUGAAGGAAGGGCAUAGAUGUCGUAUUGCAACUCAUGAUGAGUUUAAAGAUUGGAUAGAAGAACAUGGAAUAGAAUUUCGAACAGUAGGGGGUGAUCCAGGAGAACUAAUGUUUAAGGAUUGGAUUGAUGAAUUACUUCAUUUAACGUGGAAGGCAGUACAAGGAACAGAUAUUAUUAUCGAAAGUCCAAGCGCAAUGGUAGGUGUGCAUAUGGCAGAAGCACUUGGUGUACCUUAUUUUAGAUCUUUCCCUAUGCCAAUGACACGAACACGUUCUUUUCCACAUCCUUUCGCGACACCGAAUAGUCCUAAAGGAAGGCUUUAUAAUGAUAUGACAUAUGUUUUAUUUGAUUAUGCUAUUUGGAGAGCUAUUGCAAAUCGUACUAAUUCAUUUCGACAAUCCAUCCUUGGCUUACCUUCUACAAGCUAUGAGAAACUUGAAAUAUGGAAGAUACCCUAUCUCUAUUCAUUUAGUCCAAGUAUUGUUCCUAGCCCGUUGGAUUGGUUAGACUGGAUUCACUGCACAGGUUAUUGGUUUUUAGAUAACCCACAAACAGGAUGGACACCAGAUCCUGAACUCAAGUCCUUUAUUAAUGCACAAGAUAGUCGUCCGAUAGUUUAUAUUGGAUUUGGCUCUAUUAUCGUCUCUGAUCCUGAAGAAAUCACACGGAUCAUUAUUGAAUCUGUCUUGCUAUCUAAUGUCAGAGCUAUUGUAUCACGUGGAUGGUCAUCGAGGUUGAAACAAGGUACAAGCUAUAAUGAGGAAAAGAUGCUUAAGAAAUAUCCAGGUACCAUCUUGAGUGUCCAUUCCGUACCUCAUGACUGGCUAUUUCCUAAAAUAAGAGCUGUCGUUCAUCAUGGUGGUGCAGGAACGACAGCAGCAGGCUUAAGGGCAGGUAGACCAACAAUUAUCAAACCCUUUUUCGCCGAUCAAUUUUUCUGGGGAGAACGAGUGGAAGAAAUGGGAUUAGGAAGAUGCAUCAAGAAUCUGACUGUAGAAAACCUCUCUGCAGCUCUUAGAGUUAUUUCUACAGAUGAAAAUAUGCUUAAAAUGGCCAAUCAAGUAGGCCAGAAAAUCCGAGAAGAAACAGGUGUAGAAACAGCUAUACAAUGUAUUUAUAGAGAUAUGGAGUUAGCAAAGGCAAGGACAUUAUCUUCAAUUAAAAAGACAGCAAGAGUAAAUGUUGAUACUUUACCUUUUGGAGAAGAAGACCAAGACUGGACUAUGGUUGAAGACACUGCUUCUGGUUCCAUAUCUCCUAGUUCAUGGAAACCCACUGACCCUUGAUACCUAAUAUCAACAAUUAUAACAAUGAAGAAAGACAGAAAAUAUGUAUACAUAUAUACAUAUAUAUACAUAUACAUAUACAUAUAAAGAUUUAUUCUACUACACUAUAAAUAUUUACAAAAAGAAUAAAUGAUUCAUUUUUUUUUCUAGUUUGCGUGCAUCCUUAAACUGGCCUCUGUAGUGAUAGCUUCGAUGACAUCCAAUUUGAGUAAAUCUUUAAUAGUAUAUUCUAAUGAAGCUUCAUAUGUAUAUACAAUAAUUGUAUCAUUAAUAUGCAUAUACUGUUUAGCUAAUGCAGAAAUACAGUUUGAAACUCGAGCAAUUUCUUGUCUUUCUUCUGCAGUAAUGGGCUAUGAGACAGUAUUAAUAAGUUGAACACUUUUAUUAACAAGAUUAAAACAC
Molecule: messenger RNA, 1689 nt
Organism: Cokeromyces recurvatus
Lineage: Eukaryota; Fungi; Mucoromycota; Mucoromycetes; Mucorales; Mucoraceae
Exons: 3
Coding region: 1-1287 (428 amino acids)
Biological process (GO): carbohydrate metabolic process
Molecular function (GO): UDP-glycosyltransferase activity; hexosyltransferase activity
Source: RefSeq, a predicted model, not a curated record